Messenger RNA from Cornus florida, 1760 nucleotides. Its product is annotated as G-type lectin S-receptor-like serine/threonine-protein kinase At4g27290. Lineage: Eukaryota; Viridiplantae; Streptophyta; Magnoliopsida; Cornales; Cornaceae. The coding region runs from base 129 to 1568 and encodes 479 amino acids. The transcript has 3 exons. Gene Ontology annotation, biological process: recognition of pollen. The record is from RefSeq and is a predicted model, not a curated record.
AUUUAUACAGUACUUUGCAGAUUCCCAUGGGGAAGAGACUGACUUAAUUAUUUAUUUCGCUUUCAUCUUGAACGCCGUGGGCCAACCAAAAAACUUUCCUAUGGUUUUCUGAAAUAAUAUUGUGAAGCAUGAAUAAUACCAUAAUUCUUUUCUUGUAUUCUAUUUUUUCCAUGCUAACAAUAAUCUGUGAUGCAGUAGAAUUAGACACCAUAACUGCAACUCAAUCUCUUACUGAUGGGCAAACCAUGGUCUCUUCAGACACAACAUUUGAACUGGGAUUUUUCAGCCCCUCUGGUAGUACUUCCAGGAAUCGAUAUUUGGGAAUAUGGUACAAAAGAUCUGUUGGGACUGUGGUAUGGGUUGCCAACAGAGAUACUCCAAUUACUGAUACAUCAGGAGGAGGUGUCUUAAAGCUCACUCAUGGAGGAGUUCUCAUGCUUGUCAAUACUACAAACAGCAUCUUCUGGUCUUCGUCAAAUUCAUCAUCAUCCAGUAACAACACGGUGAACCCAGUUGCACAGCUUUUGGAUUCGGGUAAUCUUGUUGUCAAAGAUGCAAAUGCUGUGAAUUUCCUAUGGCAGAGUUUUGAUUAUCCGUGUGACACUUUGUUGCCGGGCAUGAAGCUUGGAAAGAACCUAGAAACCGGAAUUGAUCGGCGUCUAUGGUCAUGGAAGUCCAGUGAUGACCCUUCUAAAGGUGACUUUUCUUUUGGACUUGAUCUUCGUGGAUUCCCAGAAUUUGUCCUCAUGAAAGGUCCGGUUGAGCAAUACCGUUCUGGACCAUGGAAUGGUCUCCGCUGUAGUGGCACGAUGGGUUUAACACCAAACAGCAUUUACACAUACCAAUUUGUUUUUGAUCAAAAGGAGGUAUAUUAUGAAUUUGAGCUUAUUAAUAGCUCAGUUUUCUCACGGUCUGUUUUGAACCAGAAUGGAAUUGUACAGCGCUUGACAUGGAAUUAUAAAACACAGGAUUGGACAGUUUACACGAGUAUACCAGCAGAUAAUUGUGAUUCUUAUGGGCUAUGUCAGGCCUAUGGUAGCUGCAACAUUGGUAACUCCCCGGUGUGUAGGUGUCUUGAUAAAUUUAUGCCAAGAUACCCAAAAGAUUGGGAAGCAGCAGAUUGGUCAGGUGGGUGUGUUCGAAGAAAGCCCUUGGAUUGCCAAAAUGGAUCAGCAAAUGGAUUUCUCAAGUAUUCCGGUGUUAAAUUGCCUGACACGCGGAAUGCCUGGUUUGAUAGGAGCAUGACCCUCAAGGAAUGCGAGAUGGUAUGCUCAAAAAACUGUUCUUGUAUGGCUUAUGCAAAUAUAGAUGUAACAGCAGGAGGAAGUGGUUGCUUGCUCUGGUUUGUUGACUGGAUUAAUAUUAGGGACCUCACAGAAAUUGGACAAGAUAUUUACAUAAGAAUGGCCUCCUCUGAGAAGCACAGCAGCUCCCAUGUAAAGGGACGAUUGAAGAUUAUUAUCAUUCCUAUAUUACUUGCAGCAGUGGUACUCCUAGGCCUGUUCUUUCUGUUGUAUUUCUUAAGGAGGAAGCUGAAGAGAGUAGGUACUCGUCAGUUCCAGGGUUAGAGUUUGAUCGUGCAGAGCAGAUACGGACUUCUAUUCUACCGACAACGUAGGACUUCUUUCCAGAUAUUAGAUUUGGAUUUUAUCUUCAGUUUUCUUCCAUGCAGUUUGGGAUUUUAUUAGGGGUCCACUAGAGAUGGAUUCCCGAGUUGUUAAACUUAUAGAGUUUGGAUUGUCAAGAUUUAAAUAUUUAUA